AAAUUUUAUUUCAUCAAAAAAAACUUGUUCAUUUAAAAUCGUGCGACUUUUAUGCAAAAUUCCAUAAGUUUUUCUACGAAGAUAAGUGAUUUUUUUAUUCCUUCUGAGGUGCGCGAACGUGAGUUUUAGGAUGUCCAAAGCAGUUAACAAAAAGUUCAAAUGGCAGCUAGAUUUUACGACCAGAUCUCGGAGCAGCGGAGACAUCGCAUCGCCACCGGGAUUCAACCCUUCGGCAGGACAGACCCACAGUGAAGUGGCUCGCGACAAUGAUCAAAGUCACCUGAUCUUGAAAAAGUCCUGGGACAUAGCGCUGGGACCGAUCAAGCAGUUCCCCAUGAACCUUCUGAUAAUGUACAUGUCCGGAAAUUCGAUCAGUAUUUUCCCGAUAAUGAUGGUGGUGAUGAUGUUUAUCCGUCCAAUCAAGGCGGUCCUCUCGACUGGUGCAACGUUCAAGGUGAUUGAAGGGAUUCAAGCCACCGGGCAGAAGUUUGUGUAUUUUUUGGGAAAUCUGGUGAACAUUGGACUGGCUUUGUAUAAGUGCCACAGCAUGGGACUGCUGCCGACGCAUGCCUCGGAUUGGUUGGCUUUCGCUGAUCCACAAGCCCGUCUUGAGUACUCCGGAGGCGGUAUGUCAUUGCUGUAAGAUAGGAGACUAUCUAAGCAGCAAAAUUAUAUAUUAUUUCUGAAAAUUCUGAUAAAGCAAGAUUUUGAUAGAAACAACGGUUAGUUAAAUAUUA
Armigeres subalbatus is the source of this 737-nucleotide messenger RNA. RefSeq names its product ER membrane protein complex subunit 4 (gene EMC4). Bases 131 to 643 code for a protein of 170 amino acids. The transcript is spliced from 2 exons. Gene Ontology annotation, cellular component: EMC complex. The record is from RefSeq and is a predicted model, not a curated record. Gene Ontology annotation, biological process: protein folding in endoplasmic reticulum. NCBI's taxonomy places the organism in Eukaryota, Metazoa, Arthropoda, Insecta, Diptera, Culicidae.